Messenger RNA from Rhopalosiphum maidis (corn leaf aphid), 500 nucleotides. RefSeq names its product syntaxin-binding protein 1-like. Gene Ontology annotation, biological process: intracellular protein transport; vesicle-mediated transport. NCBI's taxonomy places the organism in Eukaryota, Metazoa, Arthropoda, Insecta, Hemiptera, Aphididae. Gene Ontology annotation, molecular function: syntaxin binding. Bases 39 to 482 code for a protein of 147 amino acids. Gene Ontology annotation, cellular component: secretory granule; plasma membrane. The record is from RefSeq and is a predicted model, not a curated record. The transcript is spliced from 4 exons.
UUUCAUCAGCUCAAGUACAAACUAUUAUUAAUUUGAAUAUGCUUGGCGUCACCACGAUUACAAAUGGAGAAAGACAGAAACGGUGCAAACCUGAACGCAAACAACGCAUUGACGAAAAUACAUUCCAGGUUUCUAGAUGGACGCCACUGAUCAAAGAUUUAAUGGAGAAUUGUGUUGAAAACAAAUUGGAUCCUGAGCAAUUUCCAUCUGUAGGUGAUAAAGAGCCUUCAGUUGACAUCCAUAAAGCAUCUAGUUCAAGGUAUACAGGGCAAAACGUAACGUGGUACAAAGGAAAAGAUUCGACCAAACAUCAACGUUCAAGAGUCAUACUAUUUGUACUGGGUGGAGUUACAUAUUCAGAAAUGAGAUGUGCAUAUGAAAUAUCCAAAAGCUUCAAAAACUGGGAAAUUGUAAUUGGUUCAUCACACCCACUGACGCCAAUGGACUUCAUCCAAGAGUUGUCUAAAUUAGACAAACCAUAGGUGAAACUUUAUAUUAAC